UACUUUUCUCAUUACUUUUGGACAGACAACAACACUUCAAGAUUCCAAAAAUCAAACCCCUCUCUCUCUCUCUCUGGGCGUCAAGAGUAAGCGUCCAUCCAACACGUUCAGCCUUCAGACACAGUCUGGUCUUUCCUCUUCCACCAUUUACAACGAGCGUCCAACACGUUCCAAGACCAGUCUCCCCACCUUCUUCCUCUCUCUCUAGCGGCGUCGAAUAAUGUAUCAGUGACACGGGUUUUGCAUACAUGUGUGUUGUAUAUAUCUUCUACCAUGCGAAUCUUCUUUCAAUUCAUUCAACUCUCAAAUAAUCUUUCACUUUCCAAUUGUUCGAUCCAUAGACCUUCAUCAUGACCUCCGCCACUACGACGUCGUCCAACGGCCGGAGCAUCAGGCAAAUCAUCUGCGAUGCUGGCGCGGGGGCCUCUGCAGGUGCUAUAGCUGCCACUGUUGUGUGUCCGUUGGAUGUAAUUAAAACCAGAUUGCAGGUCUAUGGCCUACCUAAGUUGCCCCACUCUGGUCCAAGAGGUAAUAUCAUUAUUACAAGCCUGCAAAAUAUAAUACAAACUGAGGGUUUGAAGGGAAUGUAUCGUGGUCUUUCACCAACAUUAGUGGCACUACUUCCAAACUGGGCAGUGUACUUCACUGUGUAUGAGCACCUAAAAGAACUGCUGUGUUCACAUGCUGAUAACAGUGGUCAACUUACAUUUGGUGCCAAUAUGAUAGCUGCUUCAGGUGCUGGGGCUGCCACGGCUACUGCAACAAAUCCACUGUGGGUUGUUAAGACCAGACUCCAAGUAGCAGGAAAGCUUUCAUCGGAAUUGUGUCAAGUAAGGGUUCCACAGAAACUCACAAGAAAUGUCCUUAAGCUCUCUUUGUACAAGACACAGGGAAUGAGACCAGGUGUGGUUCCUUACAAAGGCAUUUUUUCUGCGUUAAGAAGGAUUUCACACGAGGAAGGAAUACGGGGGUUGUAUAGUGGUCUUUUGCCUUCACUAGUUGGGAUAAGUCAUGUUGCAAUCCAAUUUCCAGCUUAUGAAAAGAUCAAGUCCUACUUCGCGAAAAGGGAUAAUACAACCACCAGUAAGCUAAGUCCCGGGAAACUUGUGAUUGCCUCAGCAGUAUCUAAAUUAGUUGCCUCUGUAAUGACUUACCCCCACGAGGUUGUACGAUCCAGAUUGCAAGAGCAAGGACAAGUCAAGAAUUCUCAAGUCCGGUAUGAUGGCGUUGUUGAUUGCAUUAAGAAGGUAUUCCAAAAGGAAGGUGUUCCUGGUUUCUACCGAGGUUGUGCAACUAACCUAUUUAGAACGACUCCAUCUGCUGUUAUAACAUUUACCAGCUACGAGAUGAUACAUAGGUUGUUGCAGCAGAUUUUACCUCCAGAGGAGAGGAAUUCAGUGGCCAAACCUGAAUCUGAUGGCCAUAUUAAGCCCAAGGAGGAAAAUUUCACGACUAGAGAAAAUGAGGAUACAAAAAUUUUACGGAAAUCGCAAACCCAUCUAGUAAGAUAACCACAAUAGUUCCUUUUGGGAAGCCCUGAUAAAGAGCUAAGGGCUGAAUAGUGACAAUUGUUUGUCUGCCAUAUUAUGGCACAGUGGGGAAUAAAAGUAGUUUUGCAAUUUUUUUAUAAACUUGUGGUUUGAUUGUAA
Messenger RNA from Camellia sinensis, 1649 nucleotides. Its product is annotated as nicotinamide adenine dinucleotide transporter 1, chloroplastic. The record is from RefSeq and is a predicted model, not a curated record. Lineage: Eukaryota; Viridiplantae; Streptophyta; Magnoliopsida; Ericales; Theaceae. Gene Ontology annotation, biological process: transmembrane transport; nucleotide transport.